UGUGACGCAAGUGUGGAAAAUGGCGGAGGUGGAUUUUGGGGACAGCGAGCUCUUUCAGCAGUUGGACGAGAAUGUCGAGCCUCAGCCUGUUCAUAUACGUUUUAAUGACGCCGAGGACAGUGAGUUGGAGCCUAGCGGGUUACAGGAGCAGCUGGCCCGUUGUGAGGAGACCAUAGAGCACCUGCGGGCGGAGAAUCAAGAGCUCAAGAGAAAAUUGUCUGUUGUUUCACGGCCAAGCGGCUUAUUGGUGGAAGAUAAGUUUGAUGGACCUUUGGUACAGAUUCUUUUCAUGAACCAUGUUAUUUCAAAGCAAUUCCAUCAAGAAAUUGAGGAUUUUGUCUCAGAUCUGCUUCAAAAGUAUGAAGAACAGCAGAGGGCUAACCCUGAAAAAACAGCAUUCAAUAUUAAACCUCAGCCAUCAAGUUUUUUGUUGGAGGAUAAUGGGGGCUCCAAUGUGGAUACAAUUAAGAAAAUUAAAGAAGCAUUUAGUGUUGUUGGAAGUGUCCUAUACUUCACAAAUUUUUGCCUUGACAAGCUUGGCCAGCCACUCAUAAAUGAAAAUCCACAGCUGACUGAUGGUUGGGAAGUACCAAAAUACCAGCAAGUUUUUACACAGAUUGUGUCUCUAGACGGCCAAGAAGUACAAGUAAAGGCAAAAAGGCCAAAAGCAUGCUGUUUCAAUUGUGGCUCAGAAGAACAUCAAAUAAAAGACUGUCCAAAACCCCGAGAUAGUGCCCAUAUUGGUAUGAAGAGAAAAGAAUUCAUGAAUUCCUGUGCAGAAUCUGGUAACCAAAACUAUCAGCAACGAUACCAUGUUGAAGAAGAGAGAUUUGUAAGGUUUAAGCCUGGGGUUAUAAGCUCAGAGCUUCAGGAGGCCCUUGGAAUAACAGAUAAGCACCUUCCUCCAUUUAUAUAUCGAAUGCGCCAGCUUGGCUACCCUCCAGGAUGGUUGAAAGAUGCUGAACUGGAGAACUCUGGACUCUCUCUUUAUGACGGAAGAGAUACAAGUGAUGGUGAGAUUGAAGAAGAUCCUGAGGCACAGAGCAAGUCUGUAUCUUAUGAUUUAUCAAAGUUAAUCAGCUUUCCUGGUUUUAAUACUCCUCCCCUUUCUGGGGUUGCGGACGAUUGGAGGAAUUUUGGAUCAAUCCCAAUGCAGCCAACACACCAGAAAGAUAUUUUUGCCAGCUAUCUGUCUCAUAACUUUCCAAAACCCAGCAAUACCAGCCAGAAGAGAUCUUCGUCUCAUUCAGGUUCAGAACGGAAAAGACAGAAGACCUCCAAUAGCAAAGGGGAGUCACCCAUGGAUAUGGAGACAGAUUCAGAUGUGCCCUCAGGUUUCAGUUUUCAGCCUCCUCUCCCUCCCUAUUGUUCUCCACCUCCAAUGCCUCGUGGAACUCCACCUUCAACCCCUCGCAAUUUCAUCCCACCACCUCCACCAACGCCAACUCCUCCUCCACUUCCAAAAGGAACACCACCUCCCACUCCUAAUAGAGGCUCUCCAUUGCUUCAUUCUAGAGCUAGUCUUAGGGUUCAAGCACAGGCAGCGGAUAGUAUGGAUGAAGACACAUUGACUUUGGAAGAGUUAGAAGAACAGCAGCGUUUAAUUUGGGCUGCUCUUGAAAAGGCAGAGAGCACAAAUAGUGAAUCAGAUGUAAACACCACACCAUUAAAUGGCAAUUCUGUUGCCUCUUCACCAAUUAGGACUGAAACGGAAAGUGUCAAUGGAGGGAAAGUUAAGGUUCAAAAAAGUGUAACCAAGUCAACACCACCUGAUGCAUUCCUUGAAGCAGCUGGACAUGAGCCUGAUGAUGACAAAACUCAAAUUCCCAAAGGUAACAACUUGUUGAGUGAAAAAGAUGGUGACCUCAGUGUGGCAGAAGAUGCUGCAAAGCCUAAUGGAGCAGCUGCAGGACUUAAGGAGAUGCAAGAAGAGGAUGGAGAUGCUGCAGAAGAGGCAGCUUGUGUACCUUCUCCUUUAAAACCUGCUGUUCCAGACAGGAGUAAGUUUGCGGAGGGAAUCACACCAUUUGAGUAUGACAACAUGUCAGAGGCUACUGGCACAUACCUUAAGCUCAGAAGCGUGUUAAAGAAUUCUCCCCGAAACCAGCAAAAAAGCAAAAAGAAUGUGUAAUGAUAACCUAGUACA
Nanorana parkeri is the source of this 2146-nucleotide messenger RNA. RefSeq names its product zinc finger CCHC-type containing 8 (gene ZCCHC8). Gene Ontology annotation, cellular component: catalytic step 2 spliceosome. The record is from RefSeq and is a predicted model, not a curated record. Bases 20 to 2131 code for a protein of 703 amino acids. The transcript is spliced from 14 exons. NCBI's taxonomy places the organism in Eukaryota, Metazoa, Chordata, Amphibia, Anura, Dicroglossidae. Gene Ontology annotation, molecular function: RNA binding; zinc ion binding.